AGACAACACAAUGUCCAUGUUGCGUCUCGCUGCCCAGAGAACCGUUGCAAGCAGGGCAAUCUGCUCCUCCACCAGAGCUGUUCGCCCGCUCUCCCUCCUUGCACGCGGCCGUUCCACCGCCUGGAAUGCCUCUACCCGCACUUUUGCUCCAGUGCCUCUCAACGCCACUUUCCGUCGCGGCUAUGCUGACGCCUCCAAGUUCUCCCGUGCCAAGCCGCACAUGAACAUUGGUACCAUUGGUCACGUCGACCACGGCAAAACCACUCUCACUGCUGCCAUCACAAAGGUUCUCUCCGACUCUGGCGAUGCUCAGUUCACCGAUUACUCUCAAAUCGACAAGGCGCCAGAGGAGAAAGCCCGUGGCAUCACUAUCAAUUCCGCCCACGUCGAAUACGAGAGUGGUUCCCGCCACUAUGGUCACAUUGACUGCCCAGGACAUGCUGAUUAUAUCAAGAACAUGAUUACUGGUGCUGCUCAGAUGGAUGGCGCAAUCAUUGUUGUCUCCGCUACCGAUGGCCAAAUGCCUCAGACUCGCGAACAUCUCCUUCUCGCCCGUCAAGUCGGUAUCAAGAAGCUGGUCGUCUUCAUCAACAAGGUCGACAUGGUUCAGGACCCUGAAGUUCUCGAGCUCGUCGACAUGGAAAUGCGCGACCUUCUCUCGACCUACAACUUUGAUGGUGAAAAUACACCCAUUAUCAUGGGCUCGGCUUUGGCCGCUCUGGAGGGUCGCGACGACGAAGUUGGUGCGACGAAAAUCAGGGAGCUGGUCCAAGCUUGCGAUGAAUGGCUUGAUGUUCCUGCCCGCGACCUCGAUAAGCCAUUCCUCAUGCCUGUUGAGGACGUUUUCUCCAUCUCGGGUCGUGGUACCGUUUCGACCGGUCGUGUCGAGCGCGGUAUCGCCAACAAGGGCGAUGAAGUCGAGAUCGUUGGUCUUGGCGCGUCGUUCAAGACCACUUUGACCGGAAUUGAGAUGUUCCACAAAGAACUCGACAGAGGUGAAGCCGGUGACAACAUGGGGUGUUUGCUCCGUGGUGUCAAGCGGGAGCAAAUCAAGCGUGGUCAGGUGUUGAUUGCCCCCGGCUCGAUGAAGGCUGUCAAGAAGUUCCAGGCCCAGAUUUACGUCUUGACCAAGGAUGAGGGUGGUCGUUACACUCCCUUCAUGUCCAACUAUCGCCCUCAGCUCUUCCUGCGGACUGCGGAUAUUACCACAUCGUUGAGCUUCCCUGAGGGCACGCCUGAUGCUGAAGAGCGGAUGGUGAUGCCUGGAGACAACGUGGAGAUGGUUUGCGACCUCGUUCACGAUGUUGCAGCUGAGGAGGGUUCUCGCUUUACCCUUCGCGAGGGUGGCAAAACCAUUGGUACCGGCAUUGUGACGAAGGUUCUCGAGCACGCAUAAGACUAGACUAGCACUUACUUACAUCUAUACUUGUUACAUAAUACUCUGCAUCGCAUAUUCAUGUCCUCUUCUCAGC
Coniophora puteana RWD-64-598 SS2 is the source of this 1472-nucleotide messenger RNA. RefSeq names its product translation elongation factor Tu. Bases 11 to 1396 code for a protein of 461 amino acids. Gene Ontology annotation, cellular component: mitochondrion. NCBI's taxonomy places the organism in Eukaryota, Fungi, Basidiomycota, Agaricomycetes, Boletales, Coniophoraceae. The transcript is spliced from 10 exons. The record is from RefSeq and is a predicted model, not a curated record. Gene Ontology annotation, molecular function: GTPase activity; GTP binding; translation elongation factor activity. Gene Ontology annotation, biological process: mitochondrial translational elongation.